Octopus sinensis (East Asian common octopus) is the source of this 1265-nucleotide messenger RNA. RefSeq names its product biliverdin reductase A. The coding region runs from base 20 to 994 and encodes 324 amino acids. The record is from RefSeq and is a predicted model, not a curated record. Gene Ontology annotation, molecular function: nucleotide binding. The transcript is spliced from 7 exons. NCBI's taxonomy places the organism in Eukaryota, Metazoa, Mollusca, Cephalopoda, Octopoda, Octopodidae.
AUCGGUCUUGUGAAUAUUGAUGUACUUUGAGGCUUCCAUAGUUAGUAAAAUUUUUGCCGAAACCUGCAAGUAUUUGCUCUUCAGAAUAUCUAUUCCUGCGAGAACAAUGGAAUCGUUCGGUGUUGUUGUGGUCGGUAUUGGAAUGGCUGGGCAAGUACGUAUUAGAGAUUUACGGAACCUGCCUGCAGACAAACCAAAUUUACAAUGUUUGAAGCUUAUCGGAUACGUAUCUCGACGUGAGCUUGACCUAGAUUUGUUGUCUUUGACCUUACCAGAGGCCUUGAAUCGAUCUGAUGUUCAUGUUAUUAUAAUUUGUACUGAAGCAGAGGCACAUGAAGAGACAAUUAGGAAAUCAUUGGAGGCUGGGAAGCAUGUAUUGGUAGAAUAUCCAAUUGUUAUGAAUGUUACAGCGGCAAAAGAACUCUAUCAGAUGGCUUCUAGUAAAGGUGUAGUUCUUCAUGAAGAAAAUAUUGGAUUGCUUUCCCUUGCUUUACUUGAGCUGAAAAAAGAUAUAGAAAAUAAACCACCUCUGCAGGAAGUACAGCUUGCCCACCAUGUUUCAUUGGGGAGAUUGAGUGAAAAUAUGACCAAAGAGAAGACACCUUUUAUUGCACACCAGAGCAUCAUAAAAGCAGCCAUAUUUUUGUUUGGGAAUUUAACUUCUGUUGGUGGGCAACUUACAGAGAAGGAUGAUUGUUUUGAAGCCAUUGCUGACCUAAGAACAUCAGAAGACAAGAAAGUUCAGGUGAAACUGUUCUUGUUUAAAGAAAAAGGUAUUUGGAAGAAAGAAUACUUCCUGAAGUUUAAAGAUGGGAGUGUUAUUGAUAAACUUCCACCAGAACUUGUAAGGAAAACCAGAUCUGGACUCGGAAUGUUUAUGGAAGAUCUCCUUCACUUUUCUGAAAAAUUACUUGGAGUAAGAGAUGUCCAUGACACAGAAGAAUUGACUAUAAAAACUAUUGACCUUAUUGAAAAGAUUCAUAGUUAUUUUUAAUGCAAAUUUUCGAAUUUAUAUUCCUCUGGAAAUUGUAGGCUUAACUCUUUAGCAUUCAGAUUACUCUGUCAUCAUGCAUUAUUUCAUAGGUUUUGAUGAUGUGAUUGUUUAUUUUUAGAAUGACAUUUUUGGGUAGGUGCGAGAGGCCAGAUCUGUCUGGUCUGAACAUAAAACAGGUAGAAUAUUUUGGCCAGAUAUGGCUGGUUUAAAUACUAAAGGGUUAAGAAUUUCUAGAAAGGACUCACUGGGAGCUAUAUUAGCAGGGUUGAUG